AAUAUAAAUAAUUAAGUUAAAAGAGAAUUCUGAAAAUUCUCUUUCUUCAUCAUAGGAUUACCGUUUCAGAAUCAACUUGGCAGGUUUUGACUUUGGAAUCAGAAGUUGCAAUCAGUAGAACUGCUUAAGCAAUAUUUCAACCUUGCAAAUUGUUCUUCCCCACUCCCACUACACCCACCUAAAAGUGUUUCUGACUCUGCUACUUUUCUUCUCUUCAAUCCUGUGUCUCUUGAGUGUACAACUUUGUUUCUGGGUGUCAGUGCACUUUUCUGAACUUUUAAUAUUGUCACAACCACCCCCAACAUGUUUGAUUUAGAACAAUUAAUAUGCCUGUCCAGAACCAACCUCAUGUUUCGUAUUUUAUAAUUACUAUAUGAGUCUCUCUCUUUUUUUUUUCCCUCUUAUUUCUUUAUAUGCAGAUCAUUUAAACAAGCAACAUGAAUGUAGCUAAAUUGCAUAGUUCUUCAAUUGUUACAAUUUAAUUGGCACUAUGUCUUUCAUGAGAAUCAUUUUCCUUGCUUUUCAUAUACUUGCCCAUCUUUCUGAAAUUUCCUUAGCAGUUGACUCCAUUUCUCAGUCCCUUUCCCUAAGUGAUGAUGGCAAAACCUUAGUUUCCAAAGGUGGAACCUUUGAACUAGGAUUCUUCACCCCAGGAAAUUCCCAGAAACGUUACCUGGGGAUUUGGUACAAGAAAAUCCCAAUUCAAACAGUGGUUUGGGUUGCAAACCGGGUCAACCCAAUCAAUGAUUCAUCUGGAAUCUUAAGAUUAAACAUCAGUGGGAACCUUGUCCUCACCCAGAAUGACACUGUUGUUUGGUCUACUACAACAACAUCUCUGAGAAAACCAGUGAGUCCUGUAGCCAUGCUCUUAGAUUCUGGCAAUCUUGUGGUAAGAGAUGAGAAAGAAGCAAAGACUGAAGCAUACUUGUGGCAGAGCUUUGAUUAUCCAACUGAUACUUUCUUACCAGAUAUGAAGUUUGGUUGGGAUUUGAGAACUGGUCUUAAUAGGAAUAUAACAGCUUGGAAGAGUCCUGAUGAUCCAUCUCCUGGAGAUUUCUCUUUUGGUAUGGUGCUAAAUAACUAUCCUGAUGCAUAUAUGAUGAAGGGUAACAAAAAGUUCUACCGAAGUGGACCAUGGAAUGGCCUACAUUCAAGUGGUUCACCACAGGUAAGGGACAACCCCAUUUAUGACUACAAGUUUGUUUUCAAUAAGGAUGAACUUUACUACACAUAUACCCUCAAGAACUCAUCUAUGAUCUCAAGAUUAGUAUUGAAUGGAACAAACUAUGUUCGUAGACGGUAUGUGUGGAUUGAAUUAACACAAAGAUGGGAGGUUUACACAUCAGUGCCAUUGGACUUAUGUGACACUUAUGCCCUUUGUGGAGCUUAUGCAAAUUGUGUUAUUUCUGAUUCACCAGUGUGCCAAUGUCUGGAAGGGUUCAAGCCUACGUCACCUCAAGCAUGGUACUCAAUGGACUGGUCUCAAGGAUGUGUCCGCAAUAAGCCAUUAAGUUGCAAGGACAAGCGUAAAGAUGGAUUUAUCAAAUUGAGUGGCCUUAAAGCGCCUGAUACUACACAUACUUGGCUGGAUCAAACAAUUGGUUUAGAGGAAUGCAGAACCAAGUGUUUGGAUAACUGUUCUUGUAUGGCAUAUGCAAAUUCAGAUGUCAGUGGACAAGGGAGUGGCUGUGCCAUGUGGUUUGGCAAUCUAAUUGACAUGAGACAGUUUGCAUCUGGAGGACAGGACCUAUAUCUUCGAAUGGAUGCUUCAGAAUUAGAACAUGUCAGUCAUGGCCACAAGAAGGAGGGAGUCCUAGUUGCUGUGACAGUUUCUCUGGCCGUGGCAGCAGUUUCUGGUAUACUCAUACUUGGUUGGUGUUAUAGACAAAAGUCACGCUCCAAUGUAAAAGAGAAAUUAGACUUCAAUAUCAAAGAAGAACAAAACAGUAGAAUGCAAGUGGAUGAUAUGGAUCUACCAGUCUUUGACUUGUCAACAAUUGCUAAGGCCACUAGCAACUUUACAAUCAAGAACAAAAUUGGCGAAGGAGGUUUUGGACCUGUAUACAGGGGAACUCUAGCAGAUGGACUGGAAAUUGCUGUGAAGAGGCUUUCUACAAGCUCAGGACAAGGAUUGACUGAGUUCAAGAAUGAAGUAAAAUUGAUUGCAAAACUUCAACACCGCAAUCUUGUAAAGCUUCUUGGAUGUUGCCUUGAAGAAGAAGAAAAAAUGCUGGUUUAUGAAUACAUGCCUAACAGUAGCCUUGAUUCCUUUAUUUUUGAUCAACAUAGAAGUGGAUUACUUGACUGGUCAAAGCGCUUCCACAUUAUAUGUGGAAUUGCCAAGGGCCUUCUCUAUCUUCAUCAAGAUUCCAGACUCAGGAUUAUUCACAGAGAUCUCAAAGCAAGUAAUGUUUUACUUGAUAGUGAGUUGAAUCCAAAAAUUUCAGAUUUUGGCAUGGCUAGAAUUUUUGGAACAGAUCAGAAAGAAGGAAACACAAGGAGAAUAGUGGGGACUUAUGGUUACAUGGCACCAGAAUAUGCAACUGAUGGGCUAUUUUCAGUAAAAUCUGAUGUUUUCAGCUUUGGAGUUUUGUUGCUAGAGAUCAUAUCUGGGAAGAGAAGUAGAGGAUAUUAUAGUCAGAACCACAACCAUAAUCUCAUUGGCCAUGCAUGGAAACUCUGGAAAGAAGGAAGACCACUAGAACUGUCUGAUACAAGCCUAGAAGACUCUUGUUUUCUAUCACAAAUAUUGCAUUGUUUUCAUGUUAGUCUCUUGUGUGUUCAGCAGCAUCCAGAGGAUAGGCCUGGAAUGUCAUGUGUGAUCCUAAUGUUAGCUAGUGAGUUUGAAUUGCCUGAGCCCAAACAGCCAGGAUUCUUUGGAAAAGAUUCGGGAGAAGCAGAUUCCUCCACAAGUAAGCAGCAACUGAGUUCAACAAAUGAAAUAACCAUUACCCUCUUAGAAGCCCGAUGAUAUUCCUUUGCUAAGCACAAUCCAUGUUGUAUAUAAAUGUAGAUUAUUGUAUUAGAAAUUAACUCAAGGUCAAGGACUAUAUUCUCUCACUCUUUUUCUCCCUUCCU
Molecule: messenger RNA, 3078 nt
Organism: Gastrolobium bilobum
Lineage: Eukaryota; Viridiplantae; Streptophyta; Magnoliopsida; Fabales; Fabaceae
Product: G-type lectin S-receptor-like serine/threonine-protein kinase At4g27290
Exons: 7
Coding region: 491-2971 (826 amino acids)
Biological process (GO): protein phosphorylation; recognition of pollen
Molecular function (GO): protein serine/threonine kinase activity; ATP binding
Source: RefSeq, a predicted model, not a curated record